Alligator mississippiensis (American alligator) is the source of this 661-nucleotide messenger RNA. RefSeq names its product cysteine and tyrosine rich 1 (gene CYYR1). The transcript has 5 exons. NCBI's taxonomy places the organism in Eukaryota, Metazoa, Chordata, Crocodylia, Alligatoridae. The coding region runs from base 230 to 661 and encodes 143 amino acids. The record is from RefSeq and is a predicted model, not a curated record.
GCUGGGCAUUCAGAGGGCUAUGAAAGAGAAGAUGGGCUUUUCUCUGUGGCUGGAAGGGACAGGAGUAGAAGCAACGGCCUCAAGCUGCAGCAGGGGAAAUGCAGAAUCUACACACCAUAACUGAUCUACGCAACCAUAGAGGCAUGUUUGCGUUGUGUGGCAUGUUGGUGUUGUCAUGUGAUGAAACCUCCUGGAAUAGAUUAAAACGGAGUUGGCAACCCUAGCUACCAUGCCUUCUCAGUCCUGUUCUUGUUCAAGUAAAGGAGAUUGUUUUGCUCAAUGUGAUAAUGACUGCAAAUCUUACUGCUGUGAUGGGACUACCCCCUACUGCUGUUCAUAUUAUACCUACAUUGGGAAUGUCCUUUUAGGCACAGUAAUAGCAGGGAUUGUGUUUGGUAUAGUAUUUAUAAUGGUAGUGAUUGCCAGGAUUGCCAUCUGCAUCUGCAUGUGCAUGAAGAACAACCAUGGGACUCAAGUGGGAGUCAUCAGAACUACCCAAAUUAACACCAUCAGCAGAUAUCCUGUGGCUUCUCCACCUUAUAGUUAUGAAUGUGAGAUGGAAUAUCCAGCUGACUUACCUCCACCUUACACUCCAGUUCCACAGACUUCACUACAGUAUCCAUCACCCCCUCCUAAUCCAGGAUAUUCAAGAAAAUAUUAA